AUGGCUCGACUAGGCCGGAAGAGGAACUCCACACAAUCGUUAAUUCAACCUCACAAGAACAACGCAGCGGAUAAUGAUAAUAAUUUAAUAAUAAUCACAAUCACAAUUGCAACUGAAAGGAUGCCGCGGAAGAAGACUAAGUCUCAGACGCAGGCUGUCCCGCGACGGCGAGUGGCUGUCCAGGACGACGAUGGCUGGACUCAUAUCACCAACACCAGGCGGGUGGCCACUACAACCAGAACUACAGCUAGGACUACAGCUACAACGACAGCUACGACAGACCAGCUUAUACCAGCAGAGAUGCCAGACGGGCUGACGCUGAGCCAGCUGCGCGCGCAGUUCGACGCCCACCAGGAAAAAUGGCUGGCCUCGCAGACCUGGAAGGCCAUCGCAGCCUCUCCCAUCGCCAGCUCCGUCGGCAGCAGCAAGGACAACAGCAAGUUCAUCUGCAUCGCCCUUGGGAGUCCCAGCGGCUUUCUUCGCGGCGGGCUGGUCGACCGUCGAGCCGUCUCGCUCUUCCAGCUGGCGGCCUUCAUCUCUCUGAUCGACCUUCUCUCUCCUAAUACCCGUACGUACGUACCUUUUCUUCUUCCUCGCAUUCUCUCUCGCUUUCGCAUAGAAAAACAAAAACAAAAAGGCUAUAAUAAUUUUAAAAUAUCCCAUGUCUACCCGCUCUCAUAUAAUUAA
Messenger RNA from Trichophyton benhamiae CBS 112371, 687 nucleotides. RefSeq lists its product as uncharacterized. The coding region runs from base 1 to 687 and encodes 228 amino acids. The record is from RefSeq and is a predicted model, not a curated record. Lineage: Eukaryota; Fungi; Ascomycota; Eurotiomycetes; Onygenales; Arthrodermataceae. The transcript has a single exon.